CACGCCCCCGAAGCUCUCUGGCCAGCCUGGGGAAAAAACAAGACCCGGCGAGCCCGAAGGUUUGCCUUGUUACCCUAGCAACGGUGUCUGGAACUGAUAGAUGGCCACCUAGAGAUUUGUCCGAACUUGUGGGGUCUGGGCCGCGUGUUCCCAACUUUUAAGGCCUUGCAGCCCUGAAGACCCGAUGUUUCAUGGAACAAUCACAGAAGAGCUAACCAAUCAUAAAGAAUGGAGUCACUAUAAUGAAAAUAUAAUAGAAGAUCAAAAAGAUUUUGUCUUUGUGAAGUUCAAUGGACUUCAUUUAAAGUCUAUGGAAGGUUUUCAAUCUUAUAUCUCUCUUAGAGUAUGCAUCUUCUCAAACAAUUUUAUUACAGAUAUUCAUCCACUUCAAAGUUGUAUAAAAUUAGUCAAACUUGAUCUCCAUGGAAAUCAGAUAAAGAGUCUACCAGAAUCCAAAUUUUGGAGUGGAUUGAAGAACUUAAAACUUCUCUAUCUUCAUGACAAUGGGUUUGCAAAGUUAAGGAAUGUAUGUGUGUUAUCUGCCUGUCCAAGCCUCAUUGCCCUUACUAUGUUUGAUUGUCCAGUAAGCCUUAAAAAAGGAUAUAGACAUGUUCUUGUCAACGGUAUAUGGCCUCUCAAGGCACUGGAUCAUCAUGUGAUUUCUGAUGAAGAAAUAAUUCAGAACUGGCAUCUUCCUGAAAGAUUCAAAGCAUAUAACCACAGACUUUUCUUUAAUUUCUGCCCUUCUUUGAAAAAGGGAUCAACCUAUGAGGAUGAAAUUGGUAAUAUCAAAUAUAUUAUUUCAAAAAUUAAUGAAAUCCUGUCUCACAACUCACCAGUUUUGAUUGUUCAAAGAUGGAUACGUGGUUUUUUAGUUAGGAAGAAAAUGAGCCACUUGUUCUUACAUAAAAAACAUCGGGAAAAAAUUACUAAUAAAUGUGAAACAAAAUGGAUUUACAUACAAAAAGGAUUUGAAGAUAAGCUGUAUAAGGAUCUCUUUCUUCAGCCUGGAACUAAUAAGACAGAAAAGCUUUCACAUUGGAAAUAUAAUAUACAUUCUCCUUUUGAUUUAAAAUAUUCUAGUGAAAGGAAAAAACAUGUUUCUUCUAUUUUAUAUGAAUUAAAAACAAGAAAACCAAGACAUCUCAUUCAAAAAGGUCAGAAAGAGUCUGAAGAUGAAAUUGAGGAUGAAGAAUUGGAUGUCAGUUUUAGGAUAUCAGUAUUCAAACUACCCAUCUAUACUUCAGAUUCACUGAAGUAUACUGCAGUAUUGAAAGUGAAAGAACAAGAUUCUUUUCCUACAUGUGCCCAGCCAUUUUCUACCACUCAUCAAAAACCAGUAAUUAAAAUAAAAGACACGCUUUUGGAGAAGAGCGUAAGAAGAGAGUUUUUUACAACACAAAGAACUGGUAUGAAACUCCAAACACUUUGUGAUAUUGAUAAAUAUGGCUCAGAACAGAAGCAGCAGGAAAACCAUAAAAAUAAAGUAACAGCUGUAAGAAUGGCACAAGUGGCCCAAGAACGAAUUAGAUUAGCUAUUCAAGAAAAUUUAGAUAAGAAAAUAUAUGCCACACAUAAACUAACAGCCAGAGAUAAUAAGACAAUUCAGAAUGGUUUACAACGACUCUGGCAGGACAGAUCCAACUACCUUGAGAAAGUUAAAGAGAAGAGAGCUCUGUUUCUGGAAGGAAAAAACCAAAAGACUCAAGAGCGUUUAUUAAUUCAGAACUUAAAUAAUGAGCGCACUUUUUUGAUCAAAGGAAUGAAUAGAAUUGAUAGAUUGAAGCAGAAGCAGGCUGCCUUAAAAGACAAAAAUCUGUUUGUUCAGCAAAAACUGAUAACUGAAAAAUAUCAAAGGGAUUUUCUUAAACAAAUGAAAGAAAUUAGAGCUCAAGAAAUAUAUAAAAGACACUGUGAAGAAAAAUUUGUUAAUGAAAUGAUUGCCUUUCAAAAAGCUUGUGAAAGAUUUCAAGAUGCUCAAACAAAAGCUGCAACUGUGAAAAAGGAAUUUAAUCUUUAAUAUUUCUAAUAGAAUGACAAAGUGAACUGAUGGCAGAUCAUAUUCUGUGGUCAUUUUGAAUUAUGUUCAUUAUUUUUAUUUAAAGAACUUUGAAAUAAUUAUAUGAAAGGAGUAUUCCAUGUCUCAAGAUGGUUUUAUAUAU
Molecule: messenger RNA, 2162 nt
Organism: Phacochoerus africanus (Common warthog)
Lineage: Eukaryota; Metazoa; Chordata; Mammalia; Artiodactyla; Suidae
Gene: LRRIQ3
Product: leucine rich repeats and IQ motif containing 3
Exons: 8
Coding region: 185-2020 (611 amino acids)
Molecular function (GO): protein binding
Source: RefSeq, a predicted model, not a curated record